Messenger RNA from Tachyglossus aculeatus (Australian echidna), 723 nucleotides. RefSeq names its product NME/NM23 family member 5 (gene NME5). The coding region runs from base 43 to 687 and encodes 214 amino acids. Lineage: Eukaryota; Metazoa; Chordata; Mammalia; Monotremata; Tachyglossidae. Gene Ontology annotation, molecular function: nucleoside diphosphate kinase activity. The record is from RefSeq and is a predicted model, not a curated record. Gene Ontology annotation, biological process: CTP biosynthetic process; UTP biosynthetic process; GTP biosynthetic process. The transcript is spliced from 6 exons.
CGGGGUCGCCGGAAGUAGGGAACCGCCGGCUCUGAGGACAAAAUGGAGAGCUUAAUGCCGCCCCCUCAGAUUUAUGUGGAAAGAACUCUGGCCAUGAUCAAACCCGAUGCUGUGGACAAAGAAGAAGAGAUCGAAGAUAUAAUUCUCAGAUCUGGAUUCACCAUUAUUCAGAGAAGAAAACUGCAGCUCAGCCCAGAGCAGUGCAGCAACUUUUACGCGGAACUCUACGGGAAGAUGUUUUUCCCCAACCUCACAGCGUACAUGAGUUCCGGGCCGCUCGUGGCUAUGAUUUUGGCCAGGGACAAGGCCAUCUCCUACUGGAAAGAGCUGAUGGGCCCCCGGGACAGCUUCAGAGCUAAGGAGACCCACCCUGGCAGCCUGCGGGCAAUCUACGGCACCGACGACCUCAGGAAUGCCGUUCACGGAAGUCACACCUUUCCCGCCGCGGAAAAAGAAAUCCGGUUCCUGUUUCCUGAAGCGGUCACGGAGCCCAUUUCCACCGGAUCAGCGGCCAGAGACUACCUCAAUUUUUACGUCAACCCGACUCUCCUGACGGGACUCACGGAGCUGUGUAGACACAAGCCGGCAGACCCCUUCACUUGGCUGGCUGAUUGGCUGCUUAAAAAUAACCCCAACAAGCCCAAGGUACAUCCCCAAAUAACCGUGGAAGAGCCUGUCUUAAAAUAAAGAAAAACGAAGCAUCGUUUGUUUCGUGUUGUCGGA